GGAACAGGGACCACGCUCCUGACCGACAGCGGGGCCGCGGGGCCGCGGGGCAGUGGGGCCGAGGGGCAGCAAGGCCGGAACCGAGUGGGCGGUGGGCGCCAUGGUCCAAGCGGUGCCUCUCUGGCUGGGUGCGCUGAGGUGGUUCUGGGCCUGGGGGGCCCUUGGGGCCCUGGGCACCAGCUGUCCGGAGGGUCAGUACCUGGUUGGAGCAGGGACACGGUGCUGCCUGCUGUGUGAUGCAGGCAGGUACCUGGAGGAAGACUGUGGGGAAGGGGAGCUGAAACCUCGCUGUUCCCCCUGCUCCUCUGGCUUCUCCUUCACCCCCAAACCUAACUCCCAGCGCCAGUGUGAGAGCUGCCAAAUCUGCAGGCACGCCUUUCUUCAAAAAUGCAACGUGACCUCCAACAGUAAGUGUGGCUGCCAGCCGGGACUGCAGUGCCAGGACCAGGACUGUACCUACUGUGUCCCCCAGCUAAAGAGCCCCCAAGCUCGCUCCACCGCCAGGCACCACCUGGUCGCGGCAGGCACCGGUCAACCCCGUUCCCCAGUACCCACGGCCAUCAGCGCCGGGGGAGAUUCGUCAGCUUCAGCCGGCAGCUGGGCAGCAACCACUCAGGGGGUCACCACCUCCCACCCACGAGUUUGGUUCCCUCCCAGCUCCGCCUUCAUCCGGAUGUUGGCCGUCUUCUCUAGCCUGCUCGUCGCCCUGAUCCUCACAGUCUGCUGGCUGCUCUGCGAGGGACGGAGGCUGAGUGGAAAACCAGACCCCCACGCCGAGGGUGGGGCCAAGCGCCGGCCAAGCUCGGGAGAGGAGCUGUGCCCUUGCAGGAGCCCACAGGAGGAGGAGGGCAGCACCCUGCCCAUCCAAGAGGACUGCCACAAGCCGGACUUGGCCUCCUACCCUUGAGCCGGCCACAGGGAGGGCAGACUAGAGCACCAGAGCUGGGGAGAGGGGCCGGAUCUGACUCCGGGGUCCCUCGUCCGUCUGUGGCGGCACCAAGUGCCCACCACCAGGGAAGAAAGUAAAGAAAGUAAGGGUGAGAGAGGGGGAGGGGGUCAGGGGCACGACGACCCUCCCUCAGGCCGUCCUCUCGGCUCCAGGAGAUUGGCGGGGCCUGGCACCACCCCAAACGUCUAAUAAAAUACAAAAACUCAACCA
Messenger RNA from Ornithorhynchus anatinus (platypus), 1159 nucleotides. It is a transcript of the gene CD27, whose product is annotated as CD27 molecule. Gene Ontology annotation, cellular component: external side of plasma membrane. The transcript is spliced from 6 exons. Bases 101 to 907 code for a protein of 268 amino acids. Gene Ontology annotation, biological process: negative regulation of apoptotic process. Lineage: Eukaryota; Metazoa; Chordata; Mammalia; Monotremata; Ornithorhynchidae. Gene Ontology annotation, molecular function: protein binding. The record is from RefSeq and is a predicted model, not a curated record.